Olea europaea var. sylvestris is the source of this 885-nucleotide messenger RNA. RefSeq lists its product as uncharacterized. The transcript is spliced from 2 exons. Lineage: Eukaryota; Viridiplantae; Streptophyta; Magnoliopsida; Lamiales; Oleaceae. The record is from RefSeq and is a predicted model, not a curated record. The coding region runs from base 1 to 885 and encodes 294 amino acids. Gene Ontology annotation, molecular function: nucleic acid binding; zinc ion binding.
AUGGAGCUAACAAAAUUUUUUUUCCCACAAGCUCUACAAGACUAUAAGGAGGCAGAAUUCUUAAGACUGGUACAAGGGGAUAUGAAAAUUUCUGACUAUGAGAGCAAGUUUGAGAAAUUGUCCCGACAUGCCCCAUAUCUUGUAAGUACUGAGCUCAUGAAGGCAAAAUAUUACGAGAGGGGCCUGCGCCCAGAGAUCAGACAGAUUGUGUGUUCACAAGAUCUCACCACUUUUGAGGUAGUUGUGAAGAAAGAUCAAAUAGUAACCUAUCCGAGAGUGAAGUUGUUUAAGAAGCAGACACUUGUGGGCCAGUCAAGUAAUCCUUCAUCCCAAUGUCCUAAGUGUAACAAGCUUCACAGAGAGGAAUGUCUGUAUGGAAAGUAUGCUUGCUAUAAGUGUGGCCAACCUGGCCAUAUGGUUUCCUCAUGUCCAUCGAUUAAGAAACUCGAACAAGAGAAGAAAGGAAAAGCAAGGGUGUUUGCUUUGACUCAUGACGAGGCUACCCAAAAUUCAGACGUAAUAGCAAGUAUUUUAUUCAUCUCUGGUACUCCGGUUUAUGUCCUUAUUGAUUCUAGUGCAACUCAUUCGUUCAUAUCUAAUACAUGUCUAGCUAAGAUUAAUGCUUCAUGUAAGAAGAAUAAUAAUGUACUAGAGGUUAGUAUGCCAUUAGGGGGAACUAUUGAUACAAAUAGGAUAACAAUGGGGGUACAGAUAAAUUUUGAUGGACUGACUUUAGAGGCUGACUUGUAUGUUAUAGAGAUGAAAGACUUUGAUAUUAUUUUAGGCAUGGAUUGGUUAGGAGAAAAUCGAGCCACGAUAGUUGUUUUGAGAAAGAGGUUAUCUUUCAAAGAACAGGAGAAGAGGAAUUCAGAUUUUAUAGAUUGA